AGCAUUCUCUUUCAUUUCAGUUGUUCGAAACUGAGGCUUCAAAAUGGUCAGUCAAAGUGGCAAAGGAAAGCUCAUUGUUGCUCUUUUGUUUGUUUGAUGAUAUUUCACAGAAGGAACAUAAUCACAUGCAACCCACAAACAAAAGAAAGGUAUCAGCAAAAAGCACAGUAUGCCACAGUGAAAAGAUCUUGUGAAAGUCCGAUAUUGAUUGAUAAAAUGGUUGUGUUAGCUUUAUUCCCCAUAUUUGGCCAUGCUUCGAGCAACAUGCUCCUUUUUUAUCCCCACUUUUCCUUCACAUUCCAAUUCAGCCUUUUUCUUUCCACAUAGAAAACCAGCUAAACAAUAGUAUCUUUACUCCACAAAGAGUUUGGGAGAAUACCUCCGCGGAUAGCAUAUAUGGUGAGACAUUUCUUCAUAUCUAAACCACCGAGAGGAUCACUGCUUGUUGGACAGGUUUCUUGAGAGACAAAAGCACAAGUUCCAAGAGGCAAAUGGCAGAAAGUGUAGUCAACUUUCUACUCAACAACCUAGUUGCACUUUUGCGGAGCGGAGCCUUGAACCGAUUCAGCGAUGCGGGGGGAGAAGUUCGGUACAUCACGGAUGAAUUAGAUAGGAUGAGGGCUUUUCUAGGGCAUGCAGAUACAGACAAAGAGAGCGAUCCAGAAAUUGAUGUAUGGGUUAAGCAAAUGCGCGAUGUUGUUUACGAUAUGGAAGAUGUCCUCGACGAGUUCAAGCUUCAUCCAGUGUACCCUGACAGGGAGGGGAUCUGUGGCUUUAUCCUCAAAGCUUUUCAUUGCAUCCUGAACUUGAAGGCUAGCCACCAAAUUGAUAGAAAACUCAAAGACAUCAAAGAAAGAGUCAAAAACAUAAAGGAGCACAAGACAUACAGUCGCAGACUUACACCGGAGGCAGGCUCGACCUCGUCCACCUUUAGUUCUAACAGAAGAUCAUGGCACGGUUGCCGAGCGGAUGCUCUUCUUGUAGAGGAAGCCGGGUUAGUAGGAAUAGGCAAGCCCAAGGGGCAGCUGAAAGAGUACCUUUUGAAGGGUGAGCCUGGACUCAGGGUAAUCUCAGUGGUUGGAAUGGGGGAGAUAGGGAAAACCACCCUGGUAAGAAAGGUUUACGAUGAUGCAACAGUGAAAAAGCAUUUUGAGAUCCAAGUUUGGAUCGCAAUUACACAGUCAUUCAUGACGGAAGAGAUCCUGAAAGGCAUAAUUCAACAACUGUUUGGACAAAUCAAGCAACGAAUCCCCCAAGAAGUUAAUAGCAUGAAAAUAGAAGGCCUGAAAAUGAAAAUCAAUUCUUGAAUCAAAAGAGGUAUGUAAUUGUUUUGGAUGAUAUAUGGGAUAUACACUACAGGAAAAAUGGGUAUUGGCGGCGAAGUUUUCCCGGCGGUUUUAAUAAUCGUCGGGAAAACACCAAAAUUAUCGACGAUUUGUAGGACCGCCGGUGAUUGGUGAAAAUUACCGGCGGUUUUAAAACCGCCGGUAAUGAAAUACACAUCCUCGGCGAUUUUAAAAGACCGUCGGUGAUUUUUGAACAUAACCAGCGGUUUAAUAAAACCGUCGGUUGUGUUUACCCAUCCUCGGCGGUUUUAAAACCGCCGGGGAUAGGAUUAUAUAAGUCCGCCCGCACCCAAUUCUCCCCCGCGCGCUCCCGACCGAAUUCUUCCCCUCACCUCCUUCGAUCUCUUCCAAAAUUCCCCCCUACAAACCCUAACAUUAUCUAGCUCGCGCCUCGCUGCCUCCCUCGAUCGCCCUCGCUGCCUCGCCUCACCUCGCCUCGCCCUCCCUCGCUCACUCUCAGUCGAUCGCCCUCGCUCGCUCGCCUCGCCCUCCCUUGCUCACUCUCAGUCGAUCGCCCUCGCUGCCUCCCUCGAUCGCCCUCGAUCGCUCGCCUCGCCUCGCCCUCCCUCGCUCACUCUCAGUCGCUCUCGCCCUCCCUCGCUCGCUCGCCUCGCCUCGCUCUCUCUCAGUCGACCUCGCCCUCCCUCGCUCACUCUCAGUCGCUCUCGCCAUCGGCCUCGCCCUCGCCCUCCUUCGCUCACUGAUCAGUCGCACAUGCAACCAGAGAAGUGUUGAUUGGAAUUGGGGUAAAUUACAGUUCGAUUGCUCCGCGAUAGUUGUUCUUCCUUGAUCAGGUUUGUCUCCAGCUUGUGUAGAAUGUAUCUCUAUCGUUUAUUUAUCUGUCUAUACGUAUGAAUCUUGCGUGUUAUCCCAGAUCCUCUGUUUAUCGGUUGAGAUUUAGAUGAUAAUUCAUUCUAUUAGAUCAUAAUUAUUGAUCAACAUUGUUGUUUUUAGAGUUAGUGUUGAUUGGAGUAAAAUUGAUUUGAUCAUUUCAAUGAUUUUUAAUUUUAGUUGAGUUCUUAUUUUUAAUUUGAUGAGUCCAAUGAUGAAUGGGCUGGAAAAAAGAAAAAUCUAGGUGCUGGCACAGCACCAGCAAAUCCGAGUGGUUGGUCCAGUUGGGGAGCUGAUGCUGGGAAGACACAGGAUAACCUCUCUAGAAGACCACCAGAGCUACGGGAUAUUCUGGUUGAUGAGAGCCAAUGUACAGUUGAUGAAAAAUCUCAGGCUGGACAGAAGAAAGAAUCACCUGCCAGUUUAUGGAAUCGCAGUCAAAAUGUAAUGAAUGAACAGACAAAUCAAUCAGCAAGUGAAAGUGGCUGGGAUCCUGCAAACACAGUCAGUCAGAAUGAAAGUGUACAACCACAGUGGGGUAAGCCAAGAAGGUUCUCUUCUAAGAAAGAACAAACUGAUAGCCCACGUGGUUGGGGUUCCUCUAAUACUGGAGAUUGGAAAAACAAAGCAGUUGGAAAUUUAACUGCAACAAGACAGCGUUUGGAUAUGUUCACCUCUAAGGAACAAAAUAUUUUGUCAGAUGUUGAGUUGAUAAUGCAAUCUAUUAGAAGAAUUCUGCAUCAGACUGGGUACAAUGACGGGGAUCCAUUGUCUGCCGAGGAUCAGUCAUUUGUGCUUGACAAUGUGUUCACUCAUCAUCCUGAUAAAAGUACAAAGAUGGGAGCAGGGAUAGAUUAUGUAAUGGGUGAGAGUGCAAUCAAAUUUUGGCGCUGUUGUCAGGGAGAUUGAGGCAAAAAGAAAAAAAAAUUAUAAAUUUAAAAAAGAAGUAAAAAAAUAUAUUUAGAUAACUAUUAAUUACUAAACAGUGUAAGAGACUAUGGCCAGGUAUGAUUAUUGAAAUAUUAAUUGAUUCAUUAGAUCAUUAUCUGUC
This is a messenger RNA of Diospyros lotus (date-plum), 3228 nucleotides long. Its product is annotated as disease resistance protein RPM1-like. The transcript has 3 exons. NCBI's taxonomy places the organism in Eukaryota, Viridiplantae, Streptophyta, Magnoliopsida, Ericales, Ebenaceae. The record is from RefSeq and is a predicted model, not a curated record. Gene Ontology annotation, molecular function: ADP binding. The coding region runs from base 492 to 1307 and encodes 271 amino acids.